CCUGUUAGGUUUACAUUCAGAAAAGCACAGGAAAAACAAAAUUAGAAGGCACUCAUGAUGUCUUUACCAUUCUAUCAAAGACACCAUGACCAUUAUGACCGUGCAUAUCGCCAUAAAGCACUGCAGUCAACUGUAAGCCAGUACCAAAAGGAAACAAAGAGCAAAUCUGCUGUCUAUGCUCAAGGAUCUGCAGCUUAUGCCAGGGGCUCUGCAGCCUAUCGCCAUACUUCUGCAGCAGACUUCAGCCUUGAGUCUUCAGCAGCAUAUAGCCAUGGCUCUUCAGCCCACAGUCUUGAGUCAGCUGCCUACAGCUAUGGAUCUACAGCCUAUGAUCAUGCUGCUGCGCAAAGUAAGAGGUCUGCUGCCUACAGUCUUGACUCUGAAGCCCUCAGCAAGAGCUCUGCUGCCUACAGUCAUGGAUCUGAAUCAAUCAACAAGCUGGCUGCAGCCUACCGCCUGGGGUCAGAGACCUACGGUCUUGGACUGAAAGAUUCCAACCUAAUGAUUGAAGAUCAGUCCUAUAAAAUGAGCCCGAAAGCAAAGAGAGCAAAACAGAACUUGGCAUCUGAGGACAAAGAGAAUGAAGCCAUGGACUAUUCAGUACCUAUAUUCACAGGACGUGAAGUAAGUAUCAGUGGGAUCACAGAUACAGAAGAAGAAAGAAUUAAAGAGAGCGCUGCUUACGUUGCCAGAAGGAACCUCUUUGCGACCGGUGAAGGAGUUAGCGUCAGCAAGGUGGCCAAAUCUGUCUCUGAAGAGGAACAUCAUGAGAAAAAAUCAAGGAAAGUAGCCAUACGGGAGUCCGCAGAGCGUGUGGCCCUGAAGAAAACGCUAGAAGAUACUCAGGCAUUUCACAAAAAGUUGAAUCAAGAUAAACUUUUACAUCCUCCCGAGUUUGUUAUCAAACCUCGUUCUCACACUAUCUGGGAAAAGCAAAAUGUCAAAUUUCAUUGUACAGUGGCUGGCUGGCCAGCACCCCGUGUUACAUGGUACAAAAACAAUGUUCCCAUUGAUGUACAGGCUCACCCUGGCAAAUAUACCAUUGAAAAUCGAUAUGGAUUGCACUCCCUGGAGAUUAGCACAUGUGAUUUUGAUGAUAUUGCUCAGUACCGGGCAUCUGCUAUGAAUGUUAAAGGAGAAAUUUCGGCUUAUGCUUCCCUUGUGGUAAAGAGGUACAAAGGAGAAAUUGAUGCAAGUCAUUUGCAUGCUGGGACGUUUUCCAUGCCUCUGAGCCUUGGUGUUACCCCACAUGGCUUCGCUUCCAGGUUCGAAAUCAAAUUUAUUGACAAGUUUGAGGUAACAUUUGGGAGAGAAGGCGAGACGAUGAGUCUGGGCUGCACGGUUGUCAUCAGUCCUGAUAUCAAGCGCUUCAAACCAGACAUCGAGUGGUACCGCAAUGGUGUUCUUAUUACACCAUCCAAAUGGGUCCAGAUGCACUGGACUGGAGAGAGAGCUUCGUUAACACUGACUCAUGCGAACAAGGAAGAUGAAGGUCUUUAUACUCUGCGUGUGGUGAUGGGAGAAUACUAUGAAGAGUACAGUGGUUAUGUCUUUGUUCGAGAUGCUGAUGCUGAGAUCCCAGGAGCCCCUGGCGCACCGCUGGAUGUGCAGUGCUUAGAUGCCAACAAGGAUUAUGUCAUUGUGUCCUGGAAGCAGCCAGCUGUUGAUGGAGGAAACCCCAUCCUCGGAUACUUCAUUGACAGGUGUGAGGUUGGCACCACUCACUGGACCCAAUGCAAUGAGACUCCGGUGAAGUUUGCUCGUUUUCCUGUUACUGGUCUGAUCGAGGGCCGCUCCUACAUCUUCCGAGUCCGAGCGGUGAACAGAGCUGGUGUUAGCCUGCCAUCCCGUGUGUCAGAGGCUGUGGCUGCCUUGGAUCCCGCAGACAGAGCCAGACUGAGAAGUCACCCUUCUGCUCCUUGGACAGGACAGAUUAUUGUCACUGAGGAAGAACCUGCAGAGGGUGUCAUUCCUGGUCCACCUACAGACCUCCAAGUUAUUGAAGCUACCAAGAACUAUGUUGUGCUGAGUUGGAAACCUCCUGGACAGCGGGGCCAUGAGGGUAUCAUGUACUUUGUGGAAAAGUGCAUUGCUGGCACAGAGGAUUGGCAAAGGGUGAACACUGAGAUCCCUGUGAAGUCCCCUCGCUUUGCAGUUUUUGAUUUGUCUGAAGGCAAAUCCUAUUGCUUCCGGGUUCGCUGUUGCAAUUCAGCUGGAAUUGGUGAGCCUUCAGAAGCAACUGAAGCCACUGUGGUGGAUGACAAACUUGAUAUUCCCAAACCUCCUGGCCGUAUUAUGCCAACUAGAAACACAGAUACCUCCGUUGUUGUCACUUGGACAGAGCCCCCAGAUGCCAAGGAGCUGGUUGGAUAUUACAUUGAGUCAAGUGUGGUUGGAUCUGGUCAUUGGGAGCCAUGCAACAACAAUCCAGUCAAAGGCACAAGAUUCAUUUGCCAUGGGCUUAUCAACGGUGAGAAGUACAUUUUCAGAGUCAGGGCUGUUAAUGCAGCUGGACUCAGUGAAUUUUCCCAGGAUUCAGAGCCUAUAGAAGUACAAGCAGCCAUUGGGGGAGGAUUGCUUCAUGCUGCUCCAUCUCCACCAUAUGACAUCACGGUCCUUGAGAGUGUUCGGGACUCCAUGGUGUUAGGAUGGAAACAACCCAAAGCCACUGGGGGAACUGAAAUUACUGGCUACUACGUGAACUAUCGUGAAGUAAUUGGUGGAGUUCCUGGGAAAUGGAGGGAGGCCAACAUUAAAGCCAUUAGCGAGAGGGCAUACAGGAUUGAAAACCUGAAGGAAAACAUGGUGUACCAGUUCCAGGUGGCUGCUGCUAACCUGGCUGGCGUUGGGACACCCUCCCUACCCAGCAAGCCCUUCAAAUGUGAAGAAUGGACCAUUGCUGUACCUGGGCCACCUCAUGAUGUCACAUACACAGAAGUUAGGAAGGACUCUUUGGUAUUACUGUGGAAGGAACCAGUUUACACUGGCCGUAGUCCUAUAGCUGGUUAUUACAUUGAUAUGAAGGAAACUGAAGCUAAGGAGGAACACUGGAGAAGCGUCAAUGAGAAGCCACUUCAAAAGAAAUUCUUGAAGAUAGCUGGCCUAACAGAAGGGGUGAGCUAUGUGUUCCGUGUGCGGGCGACAAACCAGGCUGGUGUUGGGAGACCAUCAGAUAUCACUGAUCCUGUUGUAGCUGAGACACGACCAGGAACUAAGGAAGUGGUGGUUAAUGUGGAUGACGAUGGAGUCAUUUCCUUGAACUUUGAAUGUGAUCAGAUGUCUCCAAACUCUAAGUUUGUUUGGUCCAAGGACUAUGAACCGAUUGAGGAUGACUCUCGACUGGACAUCGAUUCCAAAGGCGGAAAGUCAAAAGCAGUCUUUAAGAAUCUUGGGGAAGAUGAUUUGGGAAUUUAUUCCUGUGUUGUUACAGACACUGAUGGAGUUUCAUCAGGCUACACAAUUGACGAAGAAGAAAUGAAACGCCUGCUUGCUCUGAGCCAUGAACACAAGUUCCCAACUAUUCCACUUGCCUCUGAGCUAGCAGUAGAAAUUCUAGAAAAAGGAGAAGUGAGAUUCUGGUUGCAAGCUGAAAAAUUGUCUGGCAAUGCAAAGGCCAACUUUGUAUUUAAUGAUAAGGAAAUUUUUAAUGGAGAGAAAUAUAAGAUGAAGGUGGACCAGCGUACUGGCCUUGUUGAAAUGAUUAUGGAUAAACUUGAGGACAAGGAUGAAGGGACUUACACUUUCCAGCUGCAGGAUGGAAAAGCAACCAAUCAGUCCAGCCUGGUCCUCAUUGGUGAUGUAUUCAAGAAGCUGAGAGAUGAAGCAGAAUUCCAGAGAAAAGAGUGGCACAGGAAACAAGGUCCUCAUUUUGUGGAUCAGCUGGGAUGGGAAGUUACUGAUGACUGUAACGUGAUGCUGAAAUGUAAGGUGGCUAAUAUUAAGAAGGAAACACAUAUUGUAUGGUACAAAGAUGACAGGGAGAUAAUGGUAGAUGAAGAACACGACUUUAAAGAUGGUGUGUGCACCCUGCUGAUAUCGGAGUUUUCUAAGAAAGACACUGGAAUUUAUGAAGUCAUACUGAAGGAUGACAGAGGGAAGGACGUCAGUGAGCUGAAACUUACAGACACAGCUUUUGCAGAUCUGAUGAAUGAAGUAUGCAGAAGGAUUGCUUUAUCUGCAACAGAUCUGAAAAUCCAGAGCACAGCUGAGGGCAUCAGGCUGUACUCUUUUGUCACCUAUUAUGUGGAAGAUCUGAGAGUAGGCUGGGUGCACAACGAUACCCAGAUUAGGUUUUCAGACAGAGUGAAGACUGGUGUCACUGGGGAACAGAUCUGGCUGCAGAUCAAUGAGCCAACUCCACAAGACAAAGGCAAAUACACAAUGGAACUCUUUGAUGGUAAAACCGGACACAAAAAGACAGUGGAUCUUUCUGGGCAAGCAUUUGAUGAAGCCUUUGCUGAGUUCCAGAGAUUAAAGCAAGCUGCAAUUGCAGAGAAAAAUCGCGCCCGGGUGCUUGGAGGUUUGCCCGAUGUUGUCACCAUCCAGGAAGGCAAGGCACUCAAUCUGUCUUGCACUGUCUGGGGAGAUCCUACCCCAGAAGUCUCAUGGCUGAAGAACGAAAAAUCGUUUGUGUCAGAUGCUAAUUGCAUCCUGAAAUUCGAAGCUGGGAAAAAUGUCAGCUUCACCAUUUCUGCUGUGUCCACACACGACUCUGGGAAGUACAGCCUUGUGGUGAAGAACAAGUAUGGAACGGAGACCAGUGAUGUCACCGUGAUUGUGAUUACUGUGUCAGGCCAGACUGACACAGCUAAGCACACUGUUAGCAUCUCAGGACAAAGUCAAAAUAAUAUAACUGUAUCUAAAAAGAAAAAAGCAACUACUAUGAGCAAAUCACAGCAGGAAAAGGAAAAGAAAGAUAUUAAGCCACAUGUAGAUGAAGUUAUUGCCACAGAAGAGACAUCUGAUUCAAAAGAAAUCCCCAGAGUGGAAAAAGAAAAGAAUAUAGAGAACAAUCAAGAAACAGCAAAGAAGACUCAUGGAAAGGCUGCAGCAGCAAGAACAGUUCCUUAACCUAUAGAAAGCCUGGGAAUGGGGGAAAAAAAAAUCACUGGGGAAAAAAGCCUUGAGUUAAAUCCUGUGUUCCUGAAUGAAGAGUAUGAAUUUGCUAUGAUCUUACUAUGUACUAAUAAGUUCAAGUUGAGAUUUCAUGAGUGAUAGACUAGCCAUAUUAUUUUAACACAAAAGUGUGAGUGUUUUUAUACGAUUCAUAAUACUUCAUAACUUUAAACACAUAAUAGGUGUGCAGUUACGUCUCAGUAUCUGCCCCGUCUCAGUAUCAUUGCUAAGUAUCACGACAACAACCCAUUACUAACAAGGUAAUUUCAAUUACUAAAAAUAUCCAUGAGAAGCAGAGGUUAUUAGAAUGAAUCCUGUCCAGAAGUGACUUAUCUACUAAUCUGUAAAAGAAUGUUGAAAUCAGUUACAUGGAUUUGUUAAUCAAUACUUGUAGACCAUCAUAUUUUGAGGCAAAUACCAUUUACUUUCUCUGAGUAUGUACGAUCCUCUUAAUGCCUUGUGGGUGACACUCUUCACCAUGACCACUGAGGCCACAGGGGGAGAUCUCCAGAAGCAGAACCAUCUCCUAUGGCCACAGGAAAGCCACAAGUGGGUUUUCUUUUGUUAUAGGUUUCUUUCAUCCACAUCUCAUUCAUCAGAUGGCUGAAUGUUUGGCCACUUCUUACCACGUGACUGCUUUUCAGUCCUUUCCACUUCAUCAGUUCCUUCCCAGUCCUGAUGAGGUACUGUGGAUAUUACAGUACUAAUCCAGAAACCAUCAGCUGCCCCAAGUGCUCAUUUCUCCAUGCCAUUUUUGCUAUGGCAACCAUGUUUCUGCUUCCAAGACCUGACAAAUCCACUGUUCUCCUUCCCCUCAGUAACUCAGCCCCACUAUCAAAAUAGUUAACUAUCUCGUUCUUCCCCUCACCAGCAUCAGACCCCCGCUUUCAUAAGAAAGAGUAUAGCUAUACAUUAAGCCUACCAAUACACAGCCUUCAUAAAUGACUACAUACAAGCCAAGAAUCUCUACUUAAGUCAUUAAUGUGUUCAGUGUGGAAAAAAGAGUAGAAAUUUAGAUAAGAUAUUGGGGAAAUUUUUCACUCAAGAGUGGUGAGGCGCUGGCACAGCUGCCCAGAGAUAUGGUGCCC
This is a messenger RNA of Phasianus colchicus (ring-necked pheasant), 6203 nucleotides long. It is a transcript of the gene MYOM1, whose product is annotated as myomesin 1. Gene Ontology annotation, cellular component: M band. Gene Ontology annotation, molecular function: kinase binding. Gene Ontology annotation, biological process: sarcomere organization. The record is from RefSeq and is a predicted model, not a curated record. NCBI's taxonomy places the organism in Eukaryota, Metazoa, Chordata, Aves, Galliformes, Phasianidae.